This is a messenger RNA of Durusdinium trenchii, 1635 nucleotides long. The record is from the annotation of a GenBank genome assembly. Lineage: Eukaryota; Dinophyceae; Suessiales; Symbiodiniaceae.
AUGCCGGAGGCCAUGAGCAAUGCCGGCCCUUCACUUCUGGAAGGUGGACGUGCUGAAACCAAUCAGCAAGAAUACCCAUGUGGUGGCAAAGGUGGUGGCUUGGAAGAGCCUCCAGAAGGGAAGAGUCAAAUGACUCCGGUUUGGAAGGAAGGGCCAGAGGAGGUCAAGGACUGUGGAUGCAGGGAGGGUAGCCCCUGUGCUGAGUGCUCCUCCUUUGAAAGCUACUGGAGGGUACAGGAGAAAGAAGAGCGGGACCUUCAAAGAGUUCUUGCACGUUGUGAGCAUCUCAGAGCGAAUGGCACGGAGGUGGAGGAGGACAAUCGCACCCUCUUUUACGAUCCCGCUCCAGGGGAUGAUCCAAAGGAUGGUUUGGAAGAGGCUCAACCUGAAGAGGAGGAAGUUCAAGCAAAAAAGCCUCAUGAUGUUCCACCUGAAGAGGAGGAAGUUCCCGCAUUCAAGCCUGAUGAAGUUCCUAAGGACGAACCGCCACAGGACCCCAGUCCUGCACGGAGGCAGCUGUUCCCGGAAGAAAACCCGGAAAUGCCAGCCAAAGGCCAGAUGACAAAUCCACCAGGUCUUGCUGCCAGAGUGCAGGCCUAUCAGGCUCAUGAUGUGAAGUUACCGUGCAUACUGCGCACGGAGCAGCUGAAGCUCAGAAAGAAGAACAAGAAGGAUGAGAAAAUCGAGGGCAAGCGCGCAGAUGACGCUGAGGAGGGCUCAAACGAUGCGAAGAAGAAAACUGAGAGAGGAAGGUCUACCCGUCGGACUUCUGCUGGCAAAGCCAGAGCCAAAGCAAAGGCAUCUUCGAAGAAGAGAGCCUCAAGGAAAAGGAAUGCAAAGGAGGUUGAGACUGAUGGCAAUCCCGGUGAUGCAGAGCAAAAGAUGAAGAAGGGCAGGGCAAGGGAAGCAAGUCAGGCAAAGGAAGAAGCCAACUCAAGUGCUGCGGAGGCAGCCAGAAGUGGGAAGGGAAGGAAAAGGACUCGUUGCACUAGCCAAGAAGAAGAGCCGGCUCAGGCUCCUGGGUGUUCAUCUUCCUCGCCAAAGCCUCAUGAGCCAGUGAAGCCAGUGGAGACGGAGAAGCCCAAACGGGCCAAACGUGCACCAAAAGCCAAGGCAAAAGGGAAGGCAAAGGCCUUGCCCAAGCCGAAGGCCUCACCGAAGCCAAAGGCCAAGGCAAAGGGAGAGCCAAAGAGGAAAGGACGAAAGCCUAAGGUUGCACCUGUUGAUCAGCAACUUGCAGCAGAUGAUGCCAUUGUGCAGGAGUGUCGCGAGGAACUUGAGAAGCAAUGGAGAUCCAAGAAGCCUGUCCUGAAGAGUGAGGAUUUCCCGAAUUCUCCCGUGUACACACACUGCCGGCUCAACUCGUACUGGAGCCGAGCACGACCAACGGUUGGGAUCAAAAACAGAUCUGUGACCAAAGGCAAGGAGGAGGAGUUUGCCUACUUCUCAUUCAGCCGUUCUGAUGCCUUCAACAUUGGUCUGGCAAAGCUCUUGGCAGAGAAGUUUGUUGGGAGCUUGGGUUUGAAGUUCAUAGUUGCGGAGAAGGAGCAAAUUCUCAUUCGGGCAGGGCACAUGGCAAUUGCUUCCUUCAAGUGCAAGCACCCUGAGAUUUUCGGUGUGCAGGAUGAUCAGUAG